Messenger RNA from Alternaria arborescens, 6705 nucleotides. RefSeq names its product DNA polymerase epsilon catalytic subunit A. Gene Ontology annotation, biological process: DNA replication proofreading; nucleotide-excision repair, DNA gap filling; DNA replication. Gene Ontology annotation, cellular component: epsilon DNA polymerase complex; nucleus. The record is from RefSeq and is a predicted model, not a curated record. The coding region runs from base 1 to 6705 and encodes 2234 amino acids. Gene Ontology annotation, molecular function: DNA binding; nucleotide binding; DNA-directed DNA polymerase activity. The transcript has 2 exons. NCBI's taxonomy places the organism in Eukaryota, Fungi, Ascomycota, Dothideomycetes, Pleosporales, Pleosporaceae.
AUGGCGCCACGACGCGCAGGCCAACCCUUCCGCCGGGUAGGCAAGCUGGGCAACACAUCCUAUGGCCCACGGAAACCGAAGACGGUCGAUGCCUCGUCACUACGCAGUGGUGAGGGUACCUCACAGAACGAGAAACUCGAAUCCACUCGCUUGGCAAAUCGCAUCGAUGAAACCAUGGGCUUCGCGCGCUUCGAUUCUGGCAAGAAGAAAGUCGGAUGGCUCGUCAACAUGCACUCGACAACGGUAGAAGACGAAGAAGUACCAGGUGGCAAAGCCGGUGUGGACUUUUACUUCAUCGGCGAAGAAGGCGACACAUUCAAAGCGACACUCGAAUACGACCCCUACUUUCUAUUGGCGAUCAAGAAGGGCAGAGAACAAGAUGUGGAAGAGUACUGCAAAAAGGCAUACGAGGGGUUGAUCAAAUCCAUAAAGAUCGUGGAAAAGGAGGACCUGAGUAUGCCAAAUCACCUGACAGGGUACCGAAGAAAGUUCUUGCAACUUACCUUCGCAAAUGUCAACGACUUGUUGGCUGUACGAAAGGCUGUCAAUCCAAUCGUAGAGAAGAACAAGAAGAACGUCAACGCGAUGGACACAUAUGCAGAGGUUGCAAAUGGCAACGGCGACUUUGACUUCUUUGAUAACGACGAGCACGAAUACGAGAAACGAUUUAUGACUACUGUUGACGCCAGCGAUUUUAUUUUAGAUAUCCGAGAAUACGACGUUCCUUACCACGUGCGAGUGGCUAUUGACAAAGACGUCCGAAUUGGAAACUGGUAUACUGUCGAGGCCAAGCAUGGCGUAAUAAGCAUCAAGUGCAUAGAGGACCGCCUCACACCAGCAGAUCCCGUCGUCAUGGCGUACGAUAUCGAAACGACAAAACUUCCAUUGAAGUUUCCAGACGCUGCCAUCGACCAGAUCAUGAUGAUAUCGUACAUGAUCGACGGUCAAGGAUUUCUCAUCACAAACCGCGAGAUCGUAUCGGAAGACAUUGCAGACUUCGAGUACACACCGAAGCCGGAGUACCAAGGACCGUUUAUGAUUUUCAACGAGCCGGACGAGAAGGCGGUGUUGGAAAGGUUCUUCGAACAUAUCAAGAUAGCUAGACCAACAGUCAUGGUCACAUAUAACGGAGACUUCUUCGAUUGGCCGUUUGUCGAAGCAAGAUCUAGUGUACAGGGUAUCGACAUGUAUCAAGAAAUCGGAUUCAGGAAGAACAGCGAGGAUAUCUAUCAGUCGGACUAUUGUGCCCACAUGGAUGCCUUUGCCUGGGUUAGUCGAGACAGUUACCUACCUCAAGGUAGUCGUGGUCUAAAAGCCGUGACAAUGGCUAAGCUCGGAUACGACCCAGACGAGCUCGACCCGGAACUCAUGACGCCCUACGCAGCCGAGCGACCGCAAACGCUUGCAGAGUACUCCGUCUCCGACGCUGUUGCUACUUACUACUUGUACAUGAAGUACGUACAUCCGUUCAUUUUCGCUCUGUGCAAGAUUCUUCCACUCGGACCGGACGAUGCAUUGCGCAAGGGUACAGGUACCCUCUGUGAGAUGCUCUUGAUGGUGCAGGCAUACCAGAAGGGCAUCGUGCUACCGAAUAAGCACAAUCCACCAAAGGAAGCUUUCUGGGAGGGCCAUCUUCUCGAGUCAGAGACCUAUGUUGGAGGUCACGUCGAAGCACUGGAAGCUGGCGUGUUCCGAAGCGACAUCGCCUAUAAUUUCGCUGUCGACCCUACGGCCAUUGACGAAUUGCUCAACGACCUUGACGCCGCACUGAAGUUCAGCAUCGAGGUUGAAGAAAAGAAGAAGAUGGAGGACGUAACGAAUUACGAAGAGAUCAAAGCUGAGAUCGUCGAGAAGCUCAUGCAGCUCAAGAACACGCCAAACCGUAGCGAACGGCCUCUCAUCUAUCAUUUGGACGUCGCGUCUAUGUAUCCUAACAUCAUGACAACUAACCGUCUGCAACCUGAUUCUAUGAUUAACGAGUCGAAUUGCGCGGCUUGCGACUUCAACCGACCAGGAAAGACGUGCGAUCGCCGAAUGCCAUGGGCCUGGAGAGGUGAAUACCUACCAGCCAAGCGCGACGAGUACAACAUGGUUCGUAACGCUUUAGAGAACGAGCAAUUUCCUGGAAGGUUUCCCAACUCGCCAAAGCGAACGUUCCAAGAUCUUUCGGAGGAAGAACAGGCUGCGCUUGUUAGGAAACGUCUAACAGACUACUCCAAGAAGAUCUACCAUAAAGUCCAUGACGCCACGACGAUCGAGCGCGAGGCUAUCAUCUGCCAACGAGAGAAUCCUUUUUAUGUUGAUACCGUCAGCGGUUUUCGUGAUCGACGUUACGACUUCAAGGGCAAGCAAAAGGUCUGGAAGGGGAAGACGGAAGCACUCAAAGCCGCCGGUGCUCCUGCUACUGAGAUUGAGGAUGCAAAGAAGAUGAUCGUCCUUUUCGACUCUAUGCAGCUGGCACACAAAGUCAUUCUUAAUUCUUUCUACGGUUAUGUCAUGCGAAAGGGAUCUCGUUGGUACUCUCUUGAGAUGGCUGGUGUCACUUGCUUGACUGGUGCUCGCAUCAUUCAGUUGGCCCGCUCGCUUGUGGAGCGCAUUGGACGACCCUUGGAACUGGACACUGACGGUAUUUGGGCUAUUCUACCAGCAACAUUUCCCGAGAACUUUGCCUUCAAACUCAGCAAUGGUAAGAAGCUGACCAUCUCAUACCCUUGUACAAUGUUGAACCACUUGGUUCACGCACAGUAUACCAAUCAUCAGUAUGAGACGUUAGUAGACCCCGAGACGUUCCGAUACGAGAAGCACAGCGAUAACUCCAUCUUUUUUGAAGUCGAUGGACCGUACAAGGCCAUGAUCUUGCCAACUUCCAAAGAGGAGGAUAAGAACUUGAAAAAGCGUUAUGCAGUUUUCAAUCACGAUGGCAGCCUGGCGGAAUUAAAGGGUUUCGAGGUGAAGCGCCGUGGUGAACUGAAGCUCAUCAAGAAUUUUCAGGCCCAGAUUUUCAAGUUCUUCUUGGAAGGCACGACGCUUGAGGAGACGUAUGGAGCCGUCGCAAAGGUCGCCAACCGAUGGCUUGAUAUCCUGGAUACUCGUGGAGCAACACUCGCAGACGAGGAGCUUAUCGACCUGAUUGUUGAGAACAAGAGUAUGACAAAGACAUUGGACGAGUACGGAGCGCAGAAGUCAACCGCUAUCACGACUGCUAAGCGUCUCGCUGAGUUCUUGGGAGAACAGAUGGUGAAGGACAAAGGUCUGAACUGCAAGUACAUCAUCUCAAAGACACCUAGGAAUGCUCCCGUCACUGAGCGCGCUGUUCCUCUAGCAAUCUUUUCGGCCGAAGAGUCUGUUAAGAGGUACUUCCUGAGGAAAUGGUUACGAGACGAUCCUGGAGAGAUGGACAUUCGAACGAUUCUUGAUUGGGAUUACUACCGCGAACGUUUGGCGUCCGUCAUUCAGAAGCUGAUUACUAUCCCUGCGGCGUACCAAAAAGUUCGAAACCCCGUGCCCAGGGUGCCGCAUCCCGACUGGCUUGACCGCAGAAUUCGUCAGAAGGAGGACAAGUUUCAACAGACAAAGAUGACGGACAUGUUCAGUAAGAAGGUGUUGACUAAUGGCGACGCCAACGUCGCGAACAACAAGCUGUCUGGAGACUUUGAGGAUUAUGGCUCGGCAAAGCUGACCCAGAACCAGUCCCAGAUGAAGAAGGGAAUAGUCACCAAGAUGGUGGCGAAGCGCAAGGAGCCUGAGCCUGCAGUGCCUAUCGUCGACCCAUAUGCCGCGUUGCCCAAAGUUAUGCCGAGCAUCGAUCACGACUAUUCCGGAUGGCUGAUGUAUCAGAAACAGAAGUGGAAGAUUCAACGAGAAGCACGGAAGCGCCGACGACAGCUGUUCGGAGAGAAGGCUGUUGACGCUUCUGAUGCAAUUGGCAGCUUCUUCAGAAACCAGGCCCAGUCUUUGUACAUCAGCACAUGGCAGCUUGUUCAAUUACGGCCAACUGAAACACCAGGCGAGGUUAGGGCUUUUGUUCUGAUCGACAAGAAGAUCCAUGCUCUCAAGAUCAUCGUACCUCGGACCCUGUAUCUGAACCUGAGGAGCGAAGAUCUUCCUGAUGUCUCAAUCAGUGGCUGCUCCGUGGAAAAGGUUGUCAAUCACAGUCUGCCCAACGGCCACCCGUCGAUCCAUUUGUUCAAGCUUCAAAUGUCGGAAGAGACAUACGUCCAGGAAGCGAAAAGCAUCUCUGCACUGUUCAACCACGCCAGUGUCGAGGGCGUAUAUGAGAAGCAAGUACCACUCAACAUCCGCGCCAUCCUCGAGCUAGGAAGUACCUGUACAUUCGAUGAGUCGCAGAAGGGUGUUCUCGGAAAAGGUCUGGAACAAGGUUUUGAUUUAUCGUCGCUGCGACAAGUAAAGACCAAAGAGUCAUACCUGGCUGAAGCGCCUUUCAACUAUCUAUAUCUGUACCAUGUCAGGAGUGGCGACCGCAACGUCUAUGCCAUCUUCUCGACAUCGAAGAACGAAGCGCACAUCGUCAUCCAAAACAAAACCAAAGAUUCUCAGAUGCCUAACGUAGACCGCAUCUACAGAGAUGCCCUGCAACGACGAAUGGAAGAUAGCAAUGGUGAGCCAUGGCAGACCAUGAUCGAGUACCAGGAAGACGUACAUUUCAAGACGACGAUGGUGACCACAAAACGAAAAGCUCUUCUUGAGAUUGGGGAUGCUAUCAAAAAGAUGAAGGCAGACGAGAGCGGGCCUAUCAUCGUGGUCAUACAGUCACCAAAUCAUGCUCUUCUUUCGCACGACAUUCCUGUUCUCAAGGAGUUGCCAAUCUUGCCACUUCACGCUGAUGAGUCUGAUAAGCAACUACCACCACUCGGCUGGCAAGCUUUCAUUGCCAGGCGACUAGUGGGACAUUACCUCGACCUCGGAUCCUGGAUUGCCCAUUUGUUGGAGCUUGCCCGCUAUGGAAACAUACCGCUUUGUAACCUUGAGAGCAAUGAUCCACGCUUCCUGAUCGACAUUGCGUACGCGCGACGUUUGCAGAAGGAACGAGUCAUUCUUUGGUGGUCCAGUCAGGCGAAGCCUGAUCAUGCAGGCUAUGAGAAGGACGAUAUCCUCGCACCUUUGGAGACAGUAGACAUGCCGUCGAUCAACAACCCAGGCACGUACUCGUCAGUGUGCAUUGACAUCAAUCUUCGCAAUCUCGCUAUCAACACUAUCCUGUCAUCUUCCUUGAUCAACGAACUUGAAGGUUCAGACUCUGUUUCCUUCAACCCUGCGGCCCCGUCUUACGACUCGACGAAUGAUGGAUCCAACAUCAUCUACUCAGAUAACGCUUUUGCCAGUGCCGGUAUCACGGUACUCCGUGAAAUGGUGAAAGCAUGGUGGGUCGAGGCUGUGAACGCUGGCCACGGCUUUAGCAUGGCCGAUGUCAUGGUUCAGCAUCUCGUCCGAUGGGUCAGUAGUCCGGGAUCUUUCCUCUACGACCGCUCUCUGCACUACUACGUACAAAUGAUGUCGAAGAAGACACUACAGCAACUCAUGACGGAUUUCAAGCGUGUCGGCUCGCACAUUGUAUUCGCUAGUCCAAACCGCCUGCUCCUCCAGACGACCAAAGCCGAAGUAGGGAAUGCGUACGCAUACAGCCAGUACAUCAUCAAGACCAUCAAAUCGAAACCUCUGUUCCAGUUCAUGGAGCUUGAGAUCAAGGAAUACUGGGACUACCUGGUUUGGUAUGACGAAUUCAACUAUGGCGGUAAAGGUUGCAGCGAGGUGAGUGAGGAUGAGACGCAGCCGGUCGAAAACAUCAUGUGUUGGCAGCUCGCACAAUUCUUGCCACCGAAGUUUCAGCCUACCUUCAACGACUGGGUCGUCGAGUUCAUCGAGCUUAUGCACGCACGAAAACGCCCUGGUAUCACGGAAGAUGGCUCGACGCCUAGAGUCACGCAGAUCCCGCUUCGGCCACUUACUGUGGAUCCGAACGAACAAACGCAGAUUCUCCCCAAGCAAUUUACCAGGCCUCUCUCUAAACAGAUGAACGCCUUCGCUAAGAAACAACACGCAGAGGUUUUGGAUCCUCUUUUCGCGUCCGAUUAUAUCUUCCCUGAACUUCCUGGCUCGCAUCUCAAGCUUACGAAUCCGGUCUUGCAACUUGUGAAGAGCAUCAUGCAAGUUUUGAGUCUAGACCGUGCCAUUUCUCUGGAAGCGCGAGCACUGCGAAAGGAGUUGCUGAAUCUCUUCGAUAUUCGCGAGUUCAGCGCAGAGGCAACAUUCGUCAACCCCAGCGCUGCCCUUGUCGUCAGAGGCGUCAUUUGUGAAGACUGUACAUCUUCACGCGAUCUGGAUCUCUGCCGCGACUCUUCUCUUCUCCCAGUCAUUCUACCCGACAGCGAUGCCGCCCCGGUCCUUCCCAAAUGGAAAUGCGACAACUGCGACUCAACCUAUGACAAGCGGCGCAUCGAAGAACAACUCGUCGGCGAAGUCCAAAAGAUGGUACUCGAGUGGUGUACGCAGGAUCUCAAAUGCGGCAAGUGCAAGCGGCUACGCAGUAAUGAGUUUAUGGAACAUUGUGCUUGCGCAGGCGAAUGGGUAGCUACGAAAAACAAGCAGGAUAUGAAGAGGAAGAUCGGUGUGUAUGGCAAUGUCGCAAGAUUCUACACAUUAGGUAUGCUGGAAGCUGUUGUUGAAGAGUGUUUGGAGAGUUUUUGA